AUGCCCCUCGGGUGCAAAUACCGGGCGAAAACCCCUGGAUCGACCCAGCCCCCCAGCGCGACUGCGACUGCGACUCACUCGGCGCCAAACCACACCUCCACCGAGGAUGCGACCCUCCCGGAUACUCAAGAACUUGAGCUUGAGCUAGCUUCAACUUCCUCGACUUCCUUGCCUCGCCCAAUUGUCGAAAUCGUGGUUGGAAAAGACGAUAACCAGACGGUUUUGACUGCCCUUCAGACUCUCCUCCUGGAAUCGCCGUUUCUCGUGAAAUUGGUCCAAGAAUUUGAAGCAUCGGGACCAGUGAGUCGAUCUUGCAUACAGAUCAAACUACCCGAAGAGGACGUCGAUGCCUUCGGUUGCGAUUUACAAUUCCAAUACACGCGCGAUUACACUGUGCCACAGCCCGACUCUACAGACCCUGCGGUAAAUUAUGGCUCCGAGACGUUGCUCCGCCAUGCGCGAAUUUACACAUUGGCCGACAAGCUGGGACUGCCAGCAUUGAAGAGUCUUGCCCAUAGCAAGAUCCACAAGGUCAAAAGCUCGCCCCAUGCAGAGCAUCUCUAUGCUCGCUGCGUCUAUACCAAUACCCCUGCCUCAGACACCACGAUUCGAAAGCCAGUUGCCUCCUACUGGGCCAGCCACAGCCAUACCCUUCGUCGCGAUGUUGGUGAUGACUCAAGAACCUCUGCGUUAAGGUGCCUGAGAUCUCUUUCGAUGUCCAGGACCAUAAUCCUGGACCGGAAGGAGAAGCAGAUACCGUCUGAUGAGAUCAAGGGGAGCGCGCGCAAGCGCAGAAGGGAUCUGUGA
Penicillium antarcticum is the source of this 807-nucleotide messenger RNA. RefSeq lists its product as uncharacterized. Bases 1 to 807 code for a protein of 268 amino acids. Lineage: Eukaryota; Fungi; Ascomycota; Eurotiomycetes; Eurotiales; Aspergillaceae. The record is from RefSeq and is a predicted model, not a curated record. The transcript is spliced from 3 exons.